Molecule: messenger RNA, 1481 nt
Organism: Somion occarium
Lineage: Eukaryota; Fungi; Basidiomycota; Agaricomycetes; Polyporales; Cerrenaceae
Source: the annotation of a GenBank genome assembly
CAAGUAGCAACUGAUAUCAAUAAGUAUAGAAGGUGUCAAUGCACCAAGGGUUGCCGCCGAGCCUAUGCGUAGAUCAACAUCUAACUCAUACCGGGCCCCGAAGACGUUCCCGCGGGAUAUUAAUUCGUCGAGUUACCUACUGCUCGAGCUUUCUUCCCCCCCCCGCCCCCCAACCAACCAACCUCUCAGCUGAAAUUUCAUCAACUAUCCGUUACUUCCCGUCCUGCCCGUCCACUUCUCUAGUUCACAAUUAUCGUUCACAUGCUUAGCAGACGAGAUGGAAACGAAACACGACAGUCCAUUGAUCUUUCCCUCACGACCUUUCUUCCGUCAGGUUCAUGGCUUCGUGCGGCGGAAGGGUCUUGUACGAACGAACUUGGUGCAGAAAUUCUAACUCCCGCGAAUGUCACCAAAAGACCGAACUCCGCUGUUAUUGGUUCAUUCAAAGGCCAUAGAUUAGUAAUAUCUGGAGCUAAAGACCCCGCUGCUGGAACCGUCCAAAUACAGGUUGACCAAACAAAUUACACCGAGAACUUGUUCUCAACUUCCAGUAGCUGUGGCGUGUUCUUUGAUCAGUCUCUUCCUGAGGAUGCACAUAGCUACAUUCUCACUCUGAUUCCCCAGAAUCGCACAAAUUCAUCGUCAUCGCCUCCCGAGUUACAUCUACGAGAAAUUGCAUUCUAUUACUACGCAUCUGUCGAUAAUCCAUCGAGUUCAUCAAGUCCUCUUUCCACUGGCGGUAUCAUCGCUGUUAGCGUGGCUUGCUCGCUCGUUGGAGUCGUGAUACUCAUAUGGGUUUUUACAUAUCUUCGGAGGCGGAAGGACAGGACGAGCCCCUCAUCAGGGUCGGAGAAUCAGGCAGACGAGGAGGUGAUGUUGGUUGUUCCGGAGCAGCGUGAUGAUGGUGGUAUGACCGAACACCGAACGUUGACUUCACUUUCGUAUGGUCUAUCUCAACACGUUGCCUCCGACGCUCCCCGGAUUACCGCUUCUUCCACAAUAAACCCUUUCAGCCCGCCGCCGUCCUACACGCCCGAUAAUCUGGCUCCUCCUUCGUAUGAAGGGCAACGGUUUUAAUGGACCAAACGGAGUACUUGCGGAGUAUUUGAGAAUUACUUUGAAGCCAGGUUUCUCAACGGAAACAACGCAAUAUACCCACUGCUUGCCUCUCUUCGGAUGAGCUUCAGAUCGCGUACGUUACAUUCCUGAUAUCCACCGCUGCACAAUCCACGGGUAUUCGAAGACUACUUCCCACCAUCCCGUCCUCGUUACUCCAUCGAUACCUCCAUUUGUUCUACACAGGACAGGAACAGUUUUCUCGUGCUCCAUCCUUCUCAUCAUAACGAUGCUUGCAACAGUGGGGUUGAGUUGGUGGCGUCCAAAUGGUAGACGGACUCAUGCAACCUGAAGCUCUGAUGAAAUUGCCACAAGUUAUCCGAGUCGACCAGAGAGUAUCAGAACUAAAUGGAUAUAUCUAAUAG